Molecule: messenger RNA, 624 nt
Organism: Benincasa hispida (wax gourd)
Lineage: Eukaryota; Viridiplantae; Streptophyta; Magnoliopsida; Cucurbitales; Cucurbitaceae
Source: RefSeq, a predicted model, not a curated record
AUGCCCUCUACAUUCUCACCCUCACCAAUUAUUAGAACAACCCACACCCAAUCACCAACUGAUACCUCUACAGACAGCCCAGCCUUCCCACCUUCCUCUUCUGAUCGUCUACCCACAAAUAAUUUACCCGACAAUCGUUUACCCCCAUUGUCUAGCAUCCAGCCCACUGAUUGCCUACCCACCAGUUGCUUACCCAGCGAUCAUUUACCCAACGAUCGUUCAACUCCCGAUCGUUUACCCUCAUCGUGUAAUGUCCAGCCCACUAAUCGUCUACCCACCAAUAAUUUACCCAACGAUCGUUUAUCCAGCGAUCGUUUACCCAACACCCACUUACCCACUGAUCGUUUACAACCCAAUUAUCUACCCUCCGAUCGUUUAUCUCCUGACUCCUCAUCACCUGCCGUCCAACCCACCGGUCAUUUACCUUCGUCGUCCACUGUUCAGUUUUCACCCGAUGCUGUCUCACACCCUGUACCCAUAAACACUCAUCCUAUGAUUACUCGUAAGAAGGUCGGCAUCUUCAAACCCAAAAUACUGUCCUCCCAAACCCACAAAGAUUGGUCCCUAACCAAACCUACACGAGUCACUGAUGCGCUCAAAACCAGUAGUGGAACAGCGCGAUGA